AAGUACCGGACGCUGCUUUCUGGGGCUAGAGUGGAGAGGCUAGCAAAGGAGAGCACCCGCGUGAUAAUGCAAGUUGAAUAGCUACUAAACUCAAAAGUCAUGAAAGAAGAAAACUCCCUUUCAUUCCUGUACUCAUCUAUUCAUUUCCCCUCCCUGGAGGCCACCCAUAGAUAUCACCAAUUCCUUGUGUGUGCUAAAGUAUUGCUAUGGACAGCAGCCAUCAACAUAAUUAUAAACUCAAUAAAACUGAGAAGAAGUUCUUAAGGAAACAGAUUAAAGCCAAGCAUACUUUGCUGAGACAUGAAGGCAUUGAGACAGUAUCCUAUGCCACUCAGAACCUGGUUGUUGCCAAUGGUGGUUUGGGAAAUGGUGUGAGUAGGAGACAACUGCUCCCAGUUUUAGAGAAAUGUGGACUGGUGGAAGCUCUCUUAAUGCCACCCAACAAGCCCUACUCAUUUGCAAGAUACAAUACUACAGAAGAAUCCAAGAGAGCCUAUGUUACUCUCAAUGGAAAAGAAAUAGUGGAUGAUUUAGGACAAAAGAUCAUUCUGUAUUUGAAUUUUGUGGAAAAAGCACAGUGGAAAGAGAUGGGGCCUCAAGCCUUACCACCAGGCCUCAUGGUAAUAGAAGAAAUAAUUUCUUCCGAGGAUGAGAAAAUGCUUUUGGAAAGUGUUGAUUGGACAGAAGAUACAGAUAAUCAAAAUUUUCAAAAAUCCUUAAAACACAGAAGAGUAAAGCAUUUUGGUUAUGAAUUUCACUAUGGGAGCAACAAUGUAGAUAAAGAUAAGCCAUUACCUGGGGGUCUUCCUGACAUUUGUAAUAGCAUUUUGGAGAAAUGGUUGAAGGAAGGUUACAUUAAACAUAAACCUGAUCAAUUGACCGUAAAUCAGUAUGAACCUGGACAUGGAAUUCCUGCUCAUAUUGACACACAUUCUGCUUUUGAGGAUGAGAUCAUUUCUCUCAGUUUGGGGUCAGAGAUUGUCAUGGAUUUUAAGCACCCAGAUGGUGUCACAGUGCCAGUUAUGCUGCCUCGUCGGAGUCUGCUAGUGAUGACAGGAGAAUCUAGAUACCUUUGGACCCACGGAAUCACACCCAGAAAAUUUGAUACUGUUCAAGCAUCUGAGGCUCACAAAAGUGGAAUUAUCACCAGCAAUCUUGGAGAUUUAACUUUAAACAAGAGGGGAAUACGGACAUCAUUUACAUUUAGGAAAGUGAGGCAAACACCUUGUAACUGUAGUUACCCUUUGGUCUGUGACAGCCAGAGGAAAGAGUCUCCUCCCUCAUUUCCAGAGAAUGAUAAAGAGGCCUCACAGCUGGAGCAAGAGCACGUCCAUCAAGUUUAUGAAGAGAUUGCCAGGCACUUCAGCAGCACGAGACACAGCCCAUGGCCGCUCAUCGUGGAGUUUCUGGAGGCUUUGCCAAGUGGUUCAAUAGUGGCUGAUAUUGGAUGUGGGAAUGGAAAGUAUCUUGGCAUCAAUAAGGAGUUAUAUAUGAUGGGUUGUGAUCGUAGCCAAAACCUUGUGGACAUUUGUAGAGAGAAGCACUUUCAGGCCUUUGUCUGUGAUGCGCUGGCAGUACCAGUCCGCAGUGGGUCUUGUGAUGCCUGUAUCUCCAUUGCUGUUAUUCACCAUUUUGCAACAGUAGAACGUAGGGUGGCAGCUCUCCAAGAACUUGUUCGACUCCUGAGACCUGGUGGGAAGGCACUCGUUUACGUCUGGGCGAUGGAACAAGAAUAUAAAAAGCAGAAGUCCAAAUAUCUUAGAGGAAACAGAAUUAGCCAAGAAAAGAAAGAGGAGAUAAACAGCGAUGCCUCAGUGCAAGGGUUGCAUGUGGAGCAAAUGCCUGACAUGGGCACUCAAGACUCAGUAUCUUCUGUCCCCUCCAUUAAUGACUCUCAGGAGGGAGGAUGUGAUUCAAGGAAAGUUACAAAUUCCAAGCUGCCUGUUCAUACUAACAGGACUACUUUUCAUUCUCAAGAUGUACUGGUUCCCUGGCACCUUAGGGGAAACCCUAAUAAAGACAAACCUGUUGAGCCAUUGGGUCCAGUAGGGUCCCAUGACCCAAGCCCAGUGUUUCAUCGUUACUACCAUGUGUUCCGUGAGGGAGAAUUGGAAGCUGCCUGCCAGACUUUGAGUAAUGUCAGCAUCCUGCAAAGCUACUAUGAUCAGGGGAACUGGUGUGUGAUUCUCCAAAAGAUCUGAUUAUUUACAUGAACGUAUCAUAUAUAAAGAAGAAAUGCUCA
Molecule: messenger RNA, 2242 nt
Organism: Microcebus murinus (gray mouse lemur)
Lineage: Eukaryota; Metazoa; Chordata; Mammalia; Primates; Cheirogaleidae
Source: RefSeq, a predicted model, not a curated record